GGGUUUUGCCAUUGCAUCAUCUACCGCGCGAGCAGCUGUUCCAGCUUCCGAGUUCCCCUAAUCACGUACUUCCAUUCCUCCGCCGCGCUCUCUCUUCUCGGCAAGUGCAACCAUGGAAGUGGAGGCUCCAGUUCCUGCUCCAGCGCCAGUGACUGGUCCGGUGGAAGUCAAGUUGUUUAACCGCUGGAGCUUCGAUGAUGUCCAUAGCAAUGACAUUUCCUUGUCGGACUAUAUCGGCGUCCAAGCGGCCAAGCACGCAACUUUCAUCCCACACACAGCUGGGAGGUACUCGGCCAAGCGUUUCAGGAAGGCCCAAUGUCCCAUCAUUGAGAGGCUGACCAAUUCUCUCAUGAUGCACGGGAGAAACAAUGGUAAGAAGCUGAUGGCCGUCAGGAUUGUGAAGCAUGCCAUGGAGAUCAUCCAUCUCCUAACUGAUCUGAACCCAAUCCAAGUCAUCGUUGAUGCUGUCAUCAACAGUGGUCCUCGUGAAGAUGCAACCAGAAUCGGUUCAGCUGGUGUGGUGAGGCGUCAGGCUGUGGAUAUUUCUCCGCUCAGGCGUGUCAAUCAGGCCUUGUACCUCUUGACCACCGGUGCAAGGGAGUCUGCUUUCCGUAACAUCAAGACUAUUGCUGAAUGCUUGGCUGAUGAGCUCAUCAAUGCUGCAAAGGGAUCCUCGAACAGCUAUGCUAUCAAAAAGAAGGAUGAGAUCGAGAGAGUUGCCAAAGCCAAUCGUUAAGAGAUUUGUGUAUGUUUGCUUGUGUCGCCGGGAAAUGCCUUGAUAAUUUUCCUACUGGUCCUUUAAGUCGAAAGGUUUUUUUUAUGUCAGUUGUUAGUGAAUACCUGGAGUUUGUUUGGAUGUUGGAUGCUACAAUCAUUUAGUUGAUACUUUGAGUAAUUUCAUGCUGUAUCCGACUUUGGUUUUUCUGUUUAUUACUGCAUCCUUAUUUCCUUCUCACCUUAUAUGCCUAUGUCUCGUGGUCUGUUGGUUCAAAAGGUAGCCUUGCGAACUACUCUACACCAUACAGAUAGUUCUUAGUUCUUAGACAGUAUUCAGUACAAUGCAAAGUUGUGAUUAGAAGUGCGGGAAGUUGAGUUGAAUUGUCUUUGUGUCGCGCUCUUAGAUAGAGUCUCGAACGCCAUUUCAGGCAGUAGUUAGUCACAAUUCGGUCUUUUUCUCGUUGUAAUCCCUUUGGCAAUGUGAAUCUCGCUCUUGUGUGUUCAGAAGCUGAACAGCAGUGAAGUGGAUUUUAAGAACAAAGAUUGACAUUGACUGCUGUAGUCAAGUUCUUAGCAAUGUAAAGUAG
Linum tenue is the source of this 1304-nucleotide messenger RNA. The record is from the annotation of a GenBank genome assembly. Lineage: Eukaryota; Viridiplantae; Streptophyta; Magnoliopsida; Malpighiales; Linaceae.